Molecule: messenger RNA, 1823 nt
Organism: Stegastes partitus (bicolor damselfish)
Lineage: Eukaryota; Metazoa; Chordata; Actinopteri; Pomacentridae
Gene: nudt13
Product: nudix (nucleoside diphosphate linked moiety X)-type motif 13
Exons: 8
Coding region: 302-1381 (359 amino acids)
Molecular function (GO): metal ion binding; hydrolase activity
Source: RefSeq, a predicted model, not a curated record
AAAGCAGUUUGUUUGAUUAAAUAUGCGCCGAAGUGAGCAGCGGAACCUGCAGAUUCCAGUUAAUGUGUAAAAUCUGCAAUAAGUUCUACGGAGUUCUGAAGGAAACGAGCGAACUCGUAAAUUCCAGAUUUUUUAAAGAAGGUUCGGCUUGUUUUUCUCAACCUGAACAGAACCGUGAAGUUCGUCCUGAAGGGGGCGCUGCAGCUGAGACCAGUGACAUCAUUCAUCCAGCUGUUCAGGUGUUGGGUCACGUCACCAGCAGAACCAGCCCGGUCCGGUCCGGUCCGGUCCGGUGGCGGCCAUGUCUAGACCUCUGAGGAUCCUCCUGUCAUGUCCACCAACCCGCCGCUGCUCCAGCUUCGUGUCCAGGAUGAGGUUGGUGAACCGGCUGAAGGCGGACGAUGAUGCGUGCGCUGCAGCGCUGCACGGCGGUCGCAUCUUCCUGUUCCACAGUCUGUCUCCGCUGCUGCAACGCACCGACAGAGGAACCUUCAGAACAUCAGCACUCACCGGCUCAGACUUGCAGUCGAUUCUGAAGAAACUCGGUUCAGACGAGUCUCUGUUGAAGGAGUCGGUUCUGAUUGGCUGUUCUGAGCAGAACCAGGCUCAGUUCUGUUUGGACGUUGGUAAGAACACAGUCAAUCCAGGUUACAGCAGGUUCUGGUCAUGUUCUGGUCUGUGUUCAGGAGAACUGGAUCAGGCAGCAGUAGAAGAACAGUGUGGUGGAACCUUUGUGGAUCUGAGGAAAGCCUUCUUUCUUCUAACGAGCGCUGAGGCGCCUCUGGUGGCCAAGGGUCAGGCUCUGCUACGCUGGCAUCAGACCAACAGAUUCUGCAGCGCCACGGGUCAGCCGACCCACCGGAACCAGGCGGGCAGCCAGAGGUUCUGCAGCAGCGGCUCCGCCAUCUACUACCCAAAGAUGUCUCCGGUGGUCAUCGUCCUGGUGUCUGAUGGGACUCGUUGUUUGUUGGGCCGCCAGGCGUCCUUCCCUCGGGGGAUGUACAGCGCUCUAGCUGGCUUCUGUGACAUGGGUGAGACUCUGGAGGAGGCUCUGUGCAGGGAGGUGGCAGAGGAGGUGGGUCUGGAGGUUCAGAACAUCUCCUACAGCUCCUCACAGCACUGGCCUUUUCCUCACAGCUCCUUCAUGCUGGGCUGCCACGCCUCUGUUAGCCCCGCCCACUCUCAGCUGAACGUGGACCACUCGGAGCUGGAGGACGCUCGCUGGUUCUCUCUGGAUGAGAUCACCUGCGCUCUGCAGGUGAAGUCUCCGCCCAGGAGAGGCGACCCGCCCGUCUUGUGGCUGCCGCCGCCACACGCCGUUGCCAACCGCCUCAUCAGGGAGUGGGUGGACCGCCAACGACGUGGCGAGGACAGACCGUGACGUCCAAUCACGGAGCUCCCAGAGGAGGUGACCACACGGGUUCCUGACACAUCUGUGACGUGUUCCUGACGUUCUCCUCACAUGUUCCUGACACCUGUUCCCACCAUUUUCUCACACAUGAAACACGUAUGUUGAGGUUCUGCGUGUUCUCCACCUUGUCACAGGAACAGAGGAACACAGUUCAGAAGUCCAUAGAGAUUCUGUCCGGUUUCAGUUCUGCUGGUUCUAAAGGACACGUUGAAGAGAAGCAGACUUUGUGCCUUUAUUUUAUUUAAACUUCUGGAUGGUUUGGUGUCAUUUUAAUGAACACUUUUACAUGUUUUGUGAUUCUACAAACUUCAGUAAUCAUUUCUGCUGUAAAACAGAACUACCUCUGAAUUAUUUCACAGUUUGUUGAAUAAGCUGAGCAUUUUAAUAAAACGUGUAUUUAAUGAAUUUAAAA